This is a messenger RNA of Gossypium raimondii (Peruvian cotton), 1043 nucleotides long. Its product is annotated as intermembrane lipid transfer protein VPS13-like. The record is from RefSeq and is a predicted model, not a curated record. Gene Ontology annotation, cellular component: extrinsic component of membrane. NCBI's taxonomy places the organism in Eukaryota, Viridiplantae, Streptophyta, Magnoliopsida, Malvales, Malvaceae. Bases 202 to 453 code for a protein of 83 amino acids. Gene Ontology annotation, biological process: protein targeting to vacuole; protein retention in Golgi apparatus. The transcript has 2 exons.
UUUAGGGUUUUCGUAGGAGUUUUUCGUGACUUGGCAACUCGAUCUUGGUCCGCGCGCAACCCUAUAUCACAUGGCCUACCUGAGAGGAUUCCAGGAAUAGCUUUGGGAGUAACAGGACUAGUGGGAAUACCAGCUGCUAGUAUACUUGAGGUUACUGGAAAAACUGCACAGAGUAUUAGAAACAGAAGCAGAUUAUACCAAAUGGGUUCACAACGUUGUAGAGUUCGUUUGCCAAGGCCUUUAAGCAGAGAACUUCCUUUGAGGCCUUACUCUUGGGAAGAAGCUGUUGGAAUAUCGGUGCUUAAGGAAGCUGAUGAUGGCAAGCUCAAGGAUGAAAUCUAUGUCAUGUCCAAGGCACUCAAAAACCCCGGUAAAUAUGUCAUCAUGACAGAGAGACUUGUGUUGGUUGUUAAUUGCCCGAGUCUUGUGGACUUGGGGAAACCUGAAUUCUGAGGUGUUGCAGCUAAUCAAGAGUGGGUGAUAGAAACAGAAAUUAGCCUGCAUAGUGUAAUCCACACUGAUGCUGAUGAUGGGGUGGUACAUAUUGUUGGAAGCAGUUCAGAUGCAUUGUUAAGACAGAAUCAGCAGAUGUCGAGGAAGGGUGGUGGCGGUGGGACGAAGAUGCGGUGGAAUAGUCCAUCAACUCCGCUUCCACUUUUUCAGACCAACUUGGAACUGGAAUCAGAAGAAGACACAAAGCACUUUUUACGGGUUUUGCUUUCUACAAUUGAACAGGGGAAAGAGCAAGGGGGAAGUGAAUAUCUAUUGCAGAGAAGUAGUAUCAGGUAGAUUUCCUUUAUUAGUUCCUUUUCUGUAAGCCUUUUUCACCCCCAGUAAGAACAGGAGAAUAUAUAUAGUUAAAAACAAAGGUCCCUAACAUAGUUCACCAAAAAAAAAAAAAAGAAAAGAGAGGAAAUAGCUAGAUAGGAGUUGAGCUGGAAAGCAUUUGGUUUUUACUCUUGCAUUUAUUCAUUCUCGUGUAUAUAGUUUGUACAAAAUUAUAUUUUACAAUAAUAGAUAUAUACAAAAAGUUGGUUCUGCUA